This is a messenger RNA of Lotus japonicus, 797 nucleotides long. RefSeq lists its product as uncharacterized. The transcript is spliced from 3 exons. Bases 141 to 530 code for a protein of 129 amino acids. NCBI's taxonomy places the organism in Eukaryota, Viridiplantae, Streptophyta, Magnoliopsida, Fabales, Fabaceae. The record is from RefSeq and is a predicted model, not a curated record.
ACCGUUGGGAAACCCUUAUGCUCAAACGGUCACCUUAUCUUCCCCCAUUUCAUAUACACCUUGACCUUCACCUCCAUUGAGCUUGCAAUUCCCCAAUUCAACACAGACAAACCCUAAUUCCACAACAAUCUCAUCUCACCAUGGAAGACACCACGCUCAAAACACCUCCAAAAAUCCCAAUUGAAGCUCAAUCAACCGAGCCUGAAUGCAAAACCCCAACUCCAAUUCCACAACCACCCCAGAAUGAUGAUCCUAAUUCCACUGAUGAACUCCGCAAAUCUCUCAUCCCAGAUCCUCUUAGAGUCCCCAAAGCAUUCAAAUUCCCAGAAAGGUAUACAAGUCCAACUGAUUCGAUCAUGUCGCCGGUAACCAAAGGUCUUCUAGCUAGAGGCAAAAAGGGUGUGGCAAAAUUACCACCUGGUAAAUAUCAUCCAAAGAUUCCAGACAUGAGCUUGCAGGAAGUGGGUCCUUUUCAGAACAACAAGGUUCCAAUUCCAAUGUUGAUUGAUGAGAGGAUCAACUCAAUUUGAGGAAUUUGAUGAACCUUUGCUCAUGAUGAGUCAUGUGAUAACAAAGGUUCAAAGGAAUCUUUAAAGAUGAUGUAAUAUUACAGAGAGAGAGGGAGAGAGAGAGAGAGAGGUUUAGGUCUCAAAGAACUGUCUGUUCUGUAAUUGUAUGUCUUAGAAAUAUGUGUUGCAGGUCUUGUUCUCGUGUUAAAAAGUUUUGUACUUUCAGAUUCUAUUGAACCUGGGAGAAACUAAUAAUAUAAAGAUUCCAAUAGGGUCAUUUUCAUUUUA